GAUCUGCGGCCCCGCUGACGGCCCCGGAUCUGCGGCCCCGAGCGGCAGCUGCUCCCGGGGCGGGCCGGGAUGUGCAGCUGUCCGGGGGAUGACAUUGACGCCGUGAGCACGGCCCUGAGCCGCCUUGCUAUGGUCGGCGAGGGGAGUCAGUCCACUCAAGAGGCUUUUAGGAUAGAAUAUGAUACUUUUGGUGAACUUAAGGUCCCAAGUGACAAAUACUAUGGUGCCCAAACUGUAAGAUCUACAAUGAACUUCAAAAUUGGAGGUGUUUCAGAAAGGAUGCCAGUUCAAGUCAUAAGGGCCUUUGGCAUCUUGAAGAGAGCAGCUGCUGAAGUAAAUCAAGAUUAUGGUCUCGACCCAAAGAUUGCUAAAGCUAUUGUACAGGCAGCAAAUGAGGUAGCUGAAGGAAAAUUAAAUGAUCACUUCCCAUUGGUAGUGUGGCAGACUGGGUCUGGAACUCAAACCAAUAUGAAUGUCAACGAAGUCAUCAGCAACAGAGCCAUUGAGAUAAUGGGGGGCACCCUGGGGAGCAAAAAGCCAGUACAUCCGAAUGACCAUGUUAACAAAAGCCAGAGUUCAAAUGACACUUUCCCAACAGCAAUGCAUAUUGCUGCUGCCCAGGAGGUUAAUGAGGUGUUGUUACCUGGACUGAAGAAGCUACAGAAUGCACUUGAAGGGAAAUCCAAAGAGUUUUCCCAAAUCAUAAAAAUAGGGCGCACUCAUACGCAAGAUGCUGUUCCACUUACACUCGGACAGGAAUUUAGUGGUUAUGUGCAACAAAUUAAAUAUGGUGUGGCUAGGAUUGAAUCAACCAUGCCAAGAGUAUAUCAGCUGGCAGCUGGUGGGACUGCAGUUGGCACAGGAUUAAACACAAGAAUUGGCUUUGCUGAGAAAGUUGCUGCUAAAGUGGCUGAACUGACAGGUUUGCCUUUUGUCACUGCUCCGAAUAAGUUUGAAGCGCUUGCAGCCCAUGAUGCUUUGGUUGAACUCAGUGGAGCCAUGAACACGGUGGCCUGUAGUCUGAUGAAAAUAGCUAAUGAUAUUCGUUUCCUGGGUUCUGGACCACGCUCUGGACUUGGAGAACUCAUCCUGCCUGAAAAUGAACCAGGAAGCAGCAUCAUGCCAGGAAAAGUGAACCCUACCCAGUGUGAAGCUGUAACGAUGGUGGCAGCCCAAGUUAUGGGAAACCAUGUUGCUGUUACUGUAGGAGGAAGCAAUGGACACUUUGAACUGAAUGUCUUUAAGCCCAUGAUGAUUAAAAAUGUUUUAAACUCUGCAAGACUUCUUGGAGAUGUGUGUGUUUCUUUCACUGACAACUGUGUAGUAGGAAUUCAAGCCAAUACGGACAGGAUCAACAAACUGAUGAAUGAAUCUUUGAUGUUGGUAACAGCACUGAACCCACAUAUAGGUUAUGAUAAAGCAGCUAAGAUUGCCAAAACUGCUCACAAAGAGGGGACAACGUUAAAAGAAGCUGCUCUAAAGCUGGGGUUCCUUACGUCAGACCAGUUUGAUCAGUGGGUGAAGCCUAAAGAUAUGUUAGGUCCUCAGUAACUCCUGUACAAAAUAAAAAAAGUGUUCUUAAUAUAAAAAAAUAAAACAAAUAUGAUAUCACAGAAUUAA
Pipra filicauda (Wire-tailed manakin) is the source of this 1620-nucleotide messenger RNA. RefSeq names its product fumarate hydratase (gene FH). Gene Ontology annotation, cellular component: tricarboxylic acid cycle heteromeric enzyme complex; mitochondrion. Gene Ontology annotation, molecular function: fumarate hydratase activity. The record is from RefSeq and is a predicted model, not a curated record. NCBI's taxonomy places the organism in Eukaryota, Metazoa, Chordata, Aves, Passeriformes, Pipridae. The coding region runs from base 70 to 1551 and encodes 493 amino acids. The transcript is spliced from 10 exons. Gene Ontology annotation, biological process: malate metabolic process; fumarate metabolic process; tricarboxylic acid cycle.